This is a messenger RNA of Elgaria multicarinata webbii, 2047 nucleotides long. It is a transcript of the gene PFKFB1, whose product is annotated as 6-phosphofructo-2-kinase/fructose-2,6-biphosphatase 1. Gene Ontology annotation, biological process: fructose metabolic process; fructose 2,6-bisphosphate metabolic process. Gene Ontology annotation, cellular component: cytosol; 6-phosphofructo-2-kinase/fructose-2,6-biphosphatase complex. Gene Ontology annotation, molecular function: fructose-2,6-bisphosphate 2-phosphatase activity; ATP binding; 6-phosphofructo-2-kinase activity. Lineage: Eukaryota; Metazoa; Chordata; Lepidosauria; Squamata; Anguidae. The transcript is spliced from 14 exons. The record is from RefSeq and is a predicted model, not a curated record. Bases 99 to 1511 code for a protein of 470 amino acids.
CUAUCUUACUUGCACACACAAACACAUGACAACCCAUAACCUGGAGCCUCCAGGAAGAGCCAGACGGGCCAAUUUUGUCAAGGAGACACCAGGGCAGGAUGAGCGGAGAGUUUGGGGAGCUCACGCAGACCCCCCUACAGAAAGUAUGGAUUCCACGCACCAGCAAGCGCCUGCAGCAACGCCGGGGAUCUUCUGUGCCGCAGUUCACCAAUUCGCCCACCAUGGUGAUCAUGGUGGGGUUGCCCGCUCGAGGAAAAACCUACAUCUCGAAAAAGCUCACCCGCUACCUUAACUGGAUCGGGGUCCCCACUAAAGUGUUCAAUGUUGGGCAGUAUCGCCGCGAAGCCGUCCAGACCUACAAGAACUACGAGUUUUUCCGCUCAGACAAUGAAGAGGCCAUGCAGAUCCGGAGACAGUGCGCACUAGCAGCUCUUCGGGAUGUCCAAACCUAUCUGAACAUGGAAGAAGGGCAGGUUGCGGUUUUUGAUGCCACUAACACCACGCGGGAACGGCGUGCCCUGAUCCUGCAAUUCGCCAAGGAGAAUGGCUUCAAAGUCUUCUUUGUUGAAUCCAUCUGCGAUGACCCACACAUCAUCGAGGAGAAUAUCACGCAAGUGAAGCUAACCAGCCCUGACUAUAAGGACUGCAACCGGGAUGAAGUGGUGGGGGAUUUUCUCAAGCGGAUCCAGUGUUACCAGCAAACCUACGAGCCACUGGAUGAUGAGCUGGAUAGCUUGCUAUCUUACAUCAAGAUCUUCAACGUCGGCAGCCGGUACCUGGUGAAUCGGGUUCAGGACCACAUACAGAGCCGCACCGUCUAUUACCUGAUGAACAUUCACGUGACACCCCGUUCCAUUUACCUCAGCCGGCAUGGGGAGAGCGAACUCAACCUACGAGGGCGCAUUGGGGGUGACUCAGGGCUGUCCGAGCGUGGCAAACAGUAUGCCUUUGCCUUGGCUGGCUUCAUCCGUUCCCAGUGCAUCAGUGACCUCAAGGUCUGGACAAGCCAUAUGAAGCGCACCAUCCAGACGGCCGGAGCACUGCAUGUGCCCUACGAGCAGUGGAAAGCGCUGAAUGAGAUUGAUGCGGGUGUCUGUGAGGAGAUGACAUAUGAAGAGAUCCAGUCCCAUCAUCCACAAGAGUUUGCCCUCCGAGACCAGGAUAAAUACCGAUACCGCUAUCCUAAGGGAGAAUCUUAUGAGGAUUUGGUGCAGCGCUUGGAGCCUGUCAUAAUGGAACUGGAGCGACAAGAGAACGUGCUGGUGAUCUGCCACCAGGCUGUCAUGCGCUGCCUCCUUGCCUACUUUCUAGACAAGAGUGCAGAGGAGUUGCCGUACCUCAAGUGCCCACUGCACACCGUUCUCAAGCUCACACCUGUGGCCUACGGCUGUGAGGUUGAAUCCAUUUUCCUCAACAUUGAGGCUGUGAAUACACACCGCGAACGUCCACAGAAUGUUGAUGUGACACGAGAUCCUGGGGAAGCCCUAGAUACGGUGCCGGACCAUUAUUGACCACAUUUCUUAUUAAAAGAAUCCUACCUUCUUGCCCCCCUCCAGCCACCUUAAAAAAUGGGGGGGGGGGAAUGAUCCGAUCUUCCAUUCUGCAGGGGAGUGGCUUACACUUAUGGGGGCACCCAGAGAAAUGACAGUGGGUAUAGGGCCCCCUGAACCACCUUAUAAAGCCUGCCUUUAUAAAUACAGGUGAAUCUCUCCAGCAAACCGUGGUAAAGACGUGCCUGUUUCUGGUGGAUGUGCGGCGCUCUGGUUUAAGACUGUCCAUCAAAGAAAACAGAAUGGUAAACAGUGCAAUACAAUGGAGCACAAUGCAGGCAAAGCUAAGCGAUUUUUAAGCCUGACUCCUUCCAAUAGGAGAGAGUUAAGCAUUUGCUUAAAUUUCAUUGAAAUCAAUAGGAUAUCAAAAUGCUUAACUUCGGCUAGAUCGUGCCCCUUAUUUUUAUUUUGUUUUAAUGAAGAUAUACUUUCUGUACAAUAGGUAACAUCCAUACUGUUUUGGCAGAUAAAUUCAGAAAAGUUAUAUAUUUAAAUAG